Stegastes partitus (bicolor damselfish) is the source of this 6015-nucleotide messenger RNA. RefSeq lists its product as uncharacterized. Lineage: Eukaryota; Metazoa; Chordata; Actinopteri; Pomacentridae. The record is from RefSeq and is a predicted model, not a curated record. Bases 354 to 5624 code for a protein of 1756 amino acids. The transcript has 13 exons.
AAGUGCUUCCUCUUUCACCAUUAGACUCAGUUCAAAUACGGUACAAUCGUCUUAAUUAGCUGUCAGUAUUAAAUGCAGUUCAAUAGCUGAAGAAAGUUUUCGGGGCAGGACUGCACUCCAUUUGGACAGACCUGACCUAGGAACCGCUGACUCGGACAAUCCGGAACAAAAACAUCGUCGGACGAAUCUUCGGGUUCCAGUCAAAAUUUGCAAUGGGGAGCUAAACUUAGACUUAGCAUGUCUGACUCUCACAAAAACAAGAAAUGAAGGAAAAGGAAACAACGUUCUAAGAUUGAAUUUACAUAUUGUACUCACGCAUCGUAACUGUCAGCUAAGAGCCGCGGAUAUACAAGAUGGAAGACGAUAUCUCGGAGGGAAACUGUAACUACUCAUCAGGAGCUCCUCUUCCCCUCUCUGCCCUGCGCCUCCUGGUCUCUCCACUUCAGCUGGUCUCAGCAGCGAUGUGGCAGACUCUACAGCAGAAGGUUGUGGCUGACUAUGGGAUGGUUGAGGAGUUUGUGUCCAUGGUUACAGACAUCGUUCCAGAGCUACUCACCAGCCAACAGAGGGCCCAACUCAUCCUGGGCCUCAAAGCACGGCUGAUCCUGGAGUUGUGUCAUCCUGAGUCUCCUGCUGAUGUUGAGACUGUUCAGCACCACCUGGACAGGAUGCAAAUGUUCGUGGAGGCAUGGCUCAUGGAGGCUGGUGAUACAAAUAUCGACUUGCCACACUCAGACUUUGUGGAUCUUGUCAGGAGCUUGCUAAAAAAUCCUGACCAGAGGGAACACUUUUUUCAGAAAGUUUUCCCUGAAGAGUUUGGUCCCACAUAUGAUAAAGCUCUUCACACCUUAAUGUGGCGGUUUUUGUCCAGACUUGAAAUGUUUCUUCCUCAUCAAACUGUCCAACAGGUUGCAUCCAUGCUGGGUGAGGUGUCCUCAGUUCUAGAGGACUGCAUGCAGUCUGUGUUUCAGCAGGAGGAACUCAAAACUCUGCUGCAGUAUCAAAAAGACCUCACCAAACUGGACCACAAAGAAAGUUUCUUGGAUGGUACCUGUAUCAUCUCAGCCCUCAAGCUUCCCUUUGGAGAAAGAACGGAGACACUUGAAGUGCAAACACAAGACAACAUCUGGGAUGAUGUGCUGACGUGUACGUCAGAUUUGGAGAAGGGAUCUUUAAGAAUGUCUCAUACAGCACAAAAUAAAACUGACACAACCACAGAUCACCAGUCAAGUGAGUCAAAGAACGAAAAAACUAUUCAGACUUCUAAAACAAGACAUGAAGAAAAUGUAGACCUUCCAAUUCAAGUGAAGGAUGCUUACCCUCUAAAGGAGUGUCAGGUUCGAAUAAAAAGACUUGACAUGCCGGUGUCUUCACUUAGCCGACCUGUGAGACCAAACAGAGGCCUGAGAAUGAAGAAGUUUCUGCUGGAGGAGAAACGAGGACUUUGUGAAGCUCUCCCUAACAGCAAAUCUGCUUCAAGGAAAACAAAAGCGUCUAACAGGCCACCUCCAGCAGUCUCAGACAAUAAGGAUUCAAGCGACCUCAACAAAGACUCCUCCUAUAUUGCUCCUAUCAGUGAAGACGACUCCUGGUCUUAUUAUUCCGAUGAGGGCUCUUGCCAUAAGACUUUUAACAGUGGUUCCAGUGAAGCUGAUUCAUGGUCUCACUACUCAGAUGAUGACUCUUCAUUUGUGAGUCCUGUCAGUAGUGCUGCUGAAAAUGAUUCGAGUUGCUCAAAUGAGAACCCUUUCCUCUUGGCUCCUAAAAAUGUAUCCGCUGCUGGCAGAGAGCCAGGCAGCUCCGACAGCAGAGGUAAACCUCCAAAAAAGAUUCAUAAAGUCCAGUGUUUUAUCUGCAAAGACCAUGUGCACACAAGCCUGAGAACUCACAUGAAAAUCCACUUUCCCACCGAUGAUUACGCCUGCCCUCGAUGUGACAGCAGGUUCAAACUCUUAACAUCUCUUAAGAACCACUUAAACAAGACCUGCUAUGAGUACGGUCAGCAGCACAUAGAUCCAGAAAAGCCGGACGAAGCCCAGAAUCUUUACAAAUGUGACAAAUGCGAUGAGGCAUUUAGGUACAAAGUUUCACUGCAAAGGCACAUCCUAACCCACAACGAACUCUACUGCAGUGUGUGCAGAAAGGUGCUACGAGAUGCAGCAACGUUAGCAAGGCACAAGGCCUCACACACUCUGUUUCAGUGCAACCGCUGCGAUGAGUCCUUCACUCUGUUCAAGCCCUUGCUCAGGCAUUGUGAAAACAUCCAUAAAAUAAGCAGGCCAUUUAAAUGUAACCACUGUCCUAAAAGUUUACCCAGGCUGCGCUUUUUAAUCAUACAUGAAUGGCACCACACGGGUCACCUGCCGUUCCAGUGUGCUCAGUGCAGCUUGAGGUUCAAAUCGGAUGCAGACCUCAUUUACCAUGAAAGAGUUCACACCAGAGAGAAGCCCUACCUGUGUGCAGAGUGCGGCAAGACUUUCUCUCACAAGUCCAACCUGUUGAGGCACUUGAACCUCAUCCACAGCGAGUCUCGAAAUGAGAAGAAGCAUUCUUGCUCUCAGUGUGAGAAAUCCUUCAAAGAGAAAGGAGCCCUGAAAAAACACCAGAGGAGCAAACACUUUAAUGAAUUCUUCCGUAAUCCGUGUCCGUACUGUGAAAAGAUGGUCUCAGCGUCGACAAUGGCUCGACAUAAGUUAAUCCACACAGGAGAGAGACCUUUCAAAUGCACUGUGCCUGAAUGUGACAAGUACUUCAGAUCGACCUCUGAAGUGAAGAGGCAUGUCCUUAUACACCAUACUACAGAGAGGCCAUAUAAAUGUGAGGUCUGCGGAAAGGGCUUUGUAAAAAUGUGUUAUCUCAAUGCACAUGCAAAAAUACAUUCAGGAGAGAAGCCAUUUGUUUGCCAUAUCUGUGGCAAGGCUUUCCCCAAGGUCUACAGCAUGCUGAGACAUAAAAAGCUGCUUCAUACAUUCAUUACACGUCCCUCUCUUUCCCUCUCUUCUCUGCGCCUUCUGGUCCCACCGAUUCGACUGGUCUCUGCAGCCAUCUGGCAAACUGUGGAGCAGAAAGUUGUGUCGGACUAUGGGCUGCUUGAGGAGUUUGUGUUUAUGGUUACGGAGAUUGUUCCACAACUUCUCUCCACAAGGCAGCGGGCUGAACUCAUUUUGGGACUCAGAGCACGCCUGAUUCUGGAGCUGUGUCGCUCUGAUGACACCGCUGACAUCCAUGUCAUUCAGCCACACCUUGACCGAAUGCAGAACCUCAGAUCUUUGUGGAGUGUGGAGACUGCAGCAGAGCAAGACGUGUCUGACUGUCAUUUCAUGGGCCUUGUCAGAAAUCUGCUGAGAGAUCCUGAAGAGAGAAAAAACUUUUUCCAUGAUGUUUUCCCAGGAGACUUUGGUCCCACGUAUGACAAAGCAAUCCAGACACUGAUGUGGCUGUUUCUCUCCAGACUUGAAAAGCUUCUUCCAACCCAAACUCUCCAGCAGAUUGCCUCACUCCUCAGUGAUUCCUCCUCUAUUCUGAAUGAAUACAUGGACACUUUCACUCAGCCUCAGGAGCUCAAAGUCUUGCUGGACACUCAGAAAGAUCUCGGCCAGUUAGAUGACAUUGAGUCUUACAUUGUUGACAGUGGAAUCUUGUCAGCCCUGUGUCUCCCUCCUGUGGAGAGAGUCGUGAUUGUCAACGAGCAGACGGGCACGGAUGCAGACAGUGGCCUUGUGUAUACUGUCUGCACAGAGAUGGAGGUGGAAUCAGAGAACAAAGAGGUGUACAUGGAGGGAACUGGGAGCUCUGAACAGUGUGUGCAAACCCAGUGGUUCGGUCUUGGCACUGAUGUGAAAGCGGAAAUGGACACUGUGGUGGUAACAGAUCCUGCUGAAGGUGCCGAGGCCAGCGAGAGUGAAAUGGCAGAUGACCACCAGGAUGAUCAAUCCGAAACACUUAUCAUUGGGGAGGACGGCCAAGUGACAGUGCUGGACGGUGUGGAGAAGAAGCCAAACAGGCGUGGCAGGAAAAAGAAAAUCACUGUAGAUGAAGACUAUGAAGUGGGAAGUGGAGCAAGAGGGAAAAAAGAAGAUGCAGGAAUUGAUGUCUUGUGGGAAAGACCUGUGCGAAAGAACAGAGGACUCAAGAUGAAACGCUACCUGUCACAGUGGAGGAAAUCUGGCAAGACACAGGGCAGCACUGUUAACAGCGGCCCUAAAAAGUUUGCCAAAAGCAGCGACUUGGACGACAGAACAUGCAAAGUGUGUGGCAAGGUGGUGAGUCAAGCCAAGUUUUUACAGCGCCACAUGAACCAGCACUCGGAGGAACUGCCUCACUGUUGUCCUGUGUGCAAAAGGUUUUAUAAGAGCUUGCGCUACUUGCAACAACAUAAAUGUACAAAGGGUGGCAGGAAAUCCAAGGAUCAAGAGACGGCAGCAGACAUGGGUGAACAGUCAUCUAGUGGGAUGACAACCAGUGCAGAGCAGCCGUCGGACAGCACCAUCCAAGACCAAGAUUACUCCCUGUCUGACAAAGAAUUAGGAGAGAAAAGCCCUGAUGGAAAUAAAAGUGUGCUAGAAGGUCCAUUCUACUGUCCCCACUGCAGUGUUGAGUUCAAGUGCAAACAAACGUUCAGGUUCCAUUUAAGAAACAUUUGCUACACUGAGCAGCAGGUGGAUCCUGAGAGACCUGAGGAUGUUAAGCAUUGCUUCAGGUGCGAUGAAUGCGACAAGGCCUUCAAGUACAAGUCGACAUUGGAUUCCCACAAACAGACUCACAACCCACUCUACUGCGAGGUGUGUAUGAAGCUAGUGCGUGACUCAGAAGCAUUGGCAAUGCACAAAGAAUCCCACACACCGUUUCAGUGUAACCGCUGUGAGGAGAACUUCCCUGUGUUCAAGGCCCUUCAUAAGCAUUACAUUGACGCCCAUAACCCCACUGAGCCUUACACCUGCUCCCACUGUCAGACAACAUUUGCCAGUUUGAAGCGUUUUAUCAGGCAUGAGUGGAAACACACUGGUUACCAGCCAUUUCAGUGCCCUCAUUGCAGUAAAAGAUUCCGAUCAUACUCAGACCUUGUGGAGCACCAGAAAAAACACACAAAAGCGUAUCCAUUCCUUUGCUGGGAGUGUGGCAAGAAAUUCAGACAUGGCGUUACGCUGACGAGGCACGUGGAGCGGGUACAUCACUCCGGCGAACCUGUGACUGAGAAACCCACACCGACCUUCACCUGCGCUCAGUGUGGCAAGACCUUCACUUCCAGGAGGUGCCUUCUGAAACACGACAAUUUCCAUCACAAAGGGCUGCGUUUCCCAUGUGAGCACUGUGGGAAGGGAUUCUUUGGCAAGGACGCGCUGGUGAGGCACACUUUGAUUCACACAGGCGAGAGGCCUUUCAAGUGCGAUGACUGCGAUAAGUCUUUCAGAUCCGCUGCAGAAUUAAAGAUCCACAGGAGGUACCAUACCGGGGAAAGACCAUUUAAGUGCAACAUCUGUGAAAAGGGUUUCGUUCAGUCCUGUUUUCUUACUCUACACAUGCGAACCCAUACUGGAGAGAGGCCAUAUGUUUGUACAGUGUGUACCAAGGGUUUUUCAAGCUUGCAUGGCCUAAAAAGACACAGGAGACUUGUUCAUGCAUAGUUGGGUGUUUUUUGUUUUUUUUCAUGAUACUAAUUCCCACAAGGAUGUUCAGUUUAUCAGUCCUUAUGAAGGAUGUCAGCAUCAGCUGCAGACCAGAGCUUGAGGCAUGGCUGAGGAUUUAAUCCUGUGUAGAUGCUGACCAUGAUGGGAACAUAACACCAGGUUUUCCAGUUGAAGGACAUUUUCUGUAAAAUGUCAGCCUCAUUGCUAUCGCCAUGGCUGGGAUUGUUAGUGUCAUUGUACAGUGCAUUAUACAAAUGUAACUUUGUAUUUUUUACAGAAGAGUUUGCUGUAGCGCUACAAAAGAUUUGUAUGUAUUAACAAUAUAAACAUUCAUUCCUUUGGGAAUCUUCUUUUUUUUUUCUUGAAUAAAUUGAAUGUUGCGUUCAAA